Molecule: messenger RNA, 831 nt
Organism: Penicillium atrosanguineum
Lineage: Eukaryota; Fungi; Ascomycota; Eurotiomycetes; Eurotiales; Aspergillaceae
Exons: 2
Coding region: 1-831 (276 amino acids)
Cellular component (GO): cytoplasm; nucleus
Source: RefSeq, a predicted model, not a curated record
AUGAGGAUUCUCUGUCUCCAUGGUGUUGGCAGCUCCGGUGCCAUUCUUGAAAAGCAGAUGUCUAACUUGCGGCGCGAACUGGAUCCCAGCUUCGAGCUUGUCUUUGUAGACGGGCCAUUCGAGUGUGAAAGAGGGCCUGGCGUGUCGGAAUACCAGACCGGUCCAUACUUUUCUCACACCCAAGGCUAUUCUCCUGCCGACAUUGCAAAAGCUAUCAGUUACCUUGAAGAGAUCCUUGAAGACGAGGGGCCCUUUGAUGGCAUCUUUGGUUUUAGUCAGGGCUCAGCUUUGAUGCUGUCAUAUUUCUAUCAGCAGCAGGCAGCCGAAAACCCAGUCGCAGUCAAUUUUGCAUGUCUUUUCUCGACUGCCAUGCCAUGCAGCUCUGAUGUGAGUUUGGGGCAUGCCGUCAUAUCAAAGUUACGAGCUAGGGAACACGACAUUACGGAUCGAGCAGGGGCCAACGGGAGAGAUCUGACGAGCGAAGAGCAAGAGUUUGUGGAGAUACUACAGCGGACAGUUGUUGACGCCGCUAUCCAAGAUCCGCUGUUCCCAUGGACUGACAUGGAUGUAUAUCGUCGCGGAGAACUUGACGAUAUUCCUCGGGUGAUGUAUUCAUCAGCGCUGGCACGAAAGAUUCAAAUUCCAACUGUCCAUGUAUGGGGUCAAAAUGACUUCGAGUAUAUGAUCCAAAUGGCCAAGUUAUCCCGCAGUCUAUGCGACCAGUCCAUAUCCAAAACAGUCUUACAUAGUGGGUUACACGACAUGCCGAAGAAACAGACUGAGAUCAAAGCUGUGCUUCGAGGAAUUGACUGGGCUAUAGCCCAGGCAUAG